UGCGUUUCUGUUUAGAAGAAGUUUGAAGCAGUAGAACCAGCCGUACCAAGACGCGCAGAAAUGAAUGCAGGCCUGAGCAAAAUACACUUUGUCAAUUCGACGGGUGUUUCGCUGAACGAUCGGUUCACUUCCAUGACCAAGACGCAGCAUGUAGGAUUCGGACCGAUGCCGACCGGGAUGGAUGUUCCCAUUCCCCGACCAACUUCAGUUGCCAUGGUAGACAACAGCAACCGUCGACUGAUUGAUCAGUGGGAUCGUUUGCAUGCCUUACACGCGCUGGCUACUAAGGCCACUACCAGCAACAUUCGUCCGGCCCGACAGCGGCUGCAGCGCAAUACGUUGGCCCAGCAGAUGAAGCGUAAUGUGACAAGGUUGCCCGGAGGCGUACGUCGUUUGCAACGAUCAAACAGUUUUACCGAUAUUGCAACGAUGAAUGCCGACCGUGUGGAAUUGUUGCAGAGAGUUCGUGGUCGUACUCCCACGAUCUCUUCCCGGCUAGGGGCGACACGCACCGUACCACGCGGGCGCAGCAUGCAACGUGGACGUAGCGCGUCGCGCACUCGCAGUACAUCCCGAGGACGUCAGCCAUCGCUGACUCGUUCAAACUCGCAAACGAAUCUGCAGCGUGCCGGAUCUCGCACUAAUCUGACACGCGCCGGAUCUCGCACCAACUUGACGCGCGCUGGAUCCCGCACCAAUCUGUCACGUGCCGGAUCACGUACCAACUUGACCCGCGCCGGAAGUCGCAACGGACUGAACACAGUGCGUAAAACCAUCGCACCGAACGAUGCCCGUCGUCGCAUUAACCGCAAUAAUCUGAUCGCCAAUCGGCUGGGCACAGUUAACGGAGCAGCCGUCACACGGGGCCGUAGCCGCAGUCGAAGCCGUGUUCGUGGAGCAGCAGCAAAUAAUAUGCCGACAGAUGUUGCUGCUAAUGGCCGUGCACGAUCACGAUCCCGCAAACGUGCCGGAUCUAGAACGCGCGCCGCAAGCGUAAACAGUCGGCUCGGUGCGAACCGUACAAACGAGCUUGUCGGCACAAGCGUUGGCCGAGUCAAUGGAGGCCGGGUGACAAAACGAAGCCGCAGCAUCCGCCGAGGUGGUGCGGCAAAUGGGUCGACUGUCGGUGCACGCGCAGGACGCCCGCUAAAGAGAGAAGCACCCAAACGCAAAGGAGUCGCAAAGGGAGGUAAAGCAACUGGUCGAGUGGCAAACAAUGGCGGUGCAGCUAAUGGUAAGGCCGCAGGUGCCGGUGCAUCCGGAGGAAGACGCGGACGAUCCCGCUCGCGGCGGGAAAACUCACGCGUUCGUGGACGCAGUGCAUCGAAGAAUCGUACCGGGCAUGUAAAGCAACAGCCCAAGAGCCGCGAACAGCUGGACAGCGAACUAGAUCAGUAUAUGGCAAAUACCAAGUCAUCGCUCGAUAAGGAAAUGGACCAGUACAUGAACGGCUUCGGUUCUGCGCGCAUCUGAAGCAGUUUUUCCCAGAUCGAAC
Molecule: messenger RNA, 1495 nt
Organism: Anopheles maculipalpis
Lineage: Eukaryota; Metazoa; Arthropoda; Insecta; Diptera; Culicidae
Product: serine/arginine-rich splicing factor 4-like
Exons: 5
Coding region: 61-1473 (470 amino acids)
Source: RefSeq, a predicted model, not a curated record